This is a messenger RNA of Phytophthora nicotianae INRA-310, 207 nucleotides long. RefSeq lists its product as hypothetical. Lineage: Eukaryota; Oomycota; Peronosporomycetes; Peronosporales; Peronosporaceae. The transcript has 2 exons. The coding region runs from base 1 to 207 and encodes 68 amino acids. The record is from RefSeq and is a predicted model, not a curated record.
AUGACGCUAGGACGUAUGUACAAUCGUGACUUUGCGUCCCGAAUGGGUACACAUCCUGGCCUUUUAGUCUUUAUUGAAGGUACCAAGCGUGAGGCUGCACGCUAUAUCCGGUGUAUCGAGGAUAUCAAACACCUCCGCCAGACAACCCCUCAGCAUGCCCCACCAGCGAAACUGGAGAUUCCUGAAGACUACAAAAGCUUUGAGUAG